This is a messenger RNA of Trichomycterus rosablanca, 1549 nucleotides long. RefSeq names its product vesicular inhibitory amino acid transporter-like. The record is from RefSeq and is a predicted model, not a curated record. Gene Ontology annotation, biological process: amino acid transmembrane transport. The transcript has 2 exons. Gene Ontology annotation, molecular function: L-amino acid transmembrane transporter activity. Gene Ontology annotation, cellular component: vacuolar membrane. Lineage: Eukaryota; Metazoa; Chordata; Actinopteri; Siluriformes; Trichomycteridae. The coding region runs from base 1 to 1542 and encodes 513 amino acids.
AUGGCUCAUCUGAUAAAGAAGAAGAUUUCUAACAGGCUGAGCGACGUGAUGAGCUCCGUGUCUCACAGGUCCGAGGCCACAGCGAGUGGAGCUCUGGCGCGUCUGGGCUUCCAGGCGGCCACCGACGACGAGGCGCUCGGAUUCGCCCAGUGCGACGAUCUGGAUUACCACUACAGACAGGGACUGAGGAUGGACGUGAUGACCACAGAGGAGCAGAAUGAUGGAAGGGCAGAAGGGGACGUUCGGUACCAGCGGAAGGACGGUGACCCUGCGGGCAGGACGCAGGAGGAGGAACAGGACAAACCCAAAAUCACGGCGUGGGAGGCGGGCUGGAACGUUACCAACGCCAUUCAGGGCAUGUUUGUUCUGGGCCUUCCCUAUGCUGUUCUGCACGGUGGAUACCUGGGCCUGUUCCUCAUCAUCUUCGCCGCGGUGGUUUGCUGCUACACGGGCAAGAUCCUCAUCAUGUGCCUGUACGAGGAAAACGAGGACGGCCAGCGCGUCCGCGUGCGGGACUCCUACGUGGACAUCGCCAACGCCUGCUGCGCGCCGCGCUUCCCCGUGCUCGGCGGCCACGUGGUGAACGUGGCGCAGAUCAUCGAGCUGGUCAUGACCUGCAUCCUGUACGUGGUGGUCAGCGGGAACCUGAUGUACAACAGCUUCCCGGGCCUGCCGCUCUCUCAGAAGGCGUGGUCGGUGAUGGCGGCGGCCGCCCUGGUACCGUGCGCCUUCCUGCGCAGCCUGAAAGCCGUGUCCAAGCUCAGCCUGCUGUGCACGCUCGCGCACUUCGUCAUCAGCGUCCUGGUGAUCGCGUACUGCCUGUCGCGGGCGCACGACUGGGCCUGGGACGACGUCAAGUUCUACAUCGACGUCAAGAAGUUCCCCAUCUCGAUCGGCAUCGUGGUGUUCAGCUACACCUCCCAGAUCUUCCUGCCGUCCCUCGAGGGGAACAUGCAGAGACCGGCCGAGUUCCACUGCAUGAUGGAGUGGACGCACAUCGCCGCGUGCGUCCUCAAGGGUUUGUUCGCCCUCGUGGCCUACCUCACCUGGGCUGACGCCACCAAGGAGGUCAUCACGGACAACCUGCCGCCCGGGAUACGCGCCUGGGUGAACAUCUUCCUAGUGGCCAAAGCCCUGCUCUCCUACCCGCUGCCUUUUUUCGCCGCCGUGGACGUCUUGGAGAAAUCCUUCUUCCAGGAUGGAAACGGUGCCCCGCUCCCAAGCUGCUACGGCCCGGGCGGUAACCUCAAACCCUGGGGGCUCGGCCUGAGAGUCGGGCUGGUGGUUUUUACCCUCCUGAUGGCAAUCUUCGUCCCACACUUUGCCCUACUCAUGGGUCUCACGGGAAGUCUGACCGGCGCCGGACUUUGCUUCCUGUUGCCCAGCCUGUUCCACCUCAGACUUCUCUGGCGCAAACUUCUCUGGCAUGAGGUGCUUUUUGACGUCUUGAUUUUUGUUAUCGGAGGGAUUUGCAGCGUCUCUGGGUUCAUUCAUUCGAUCGAAGGACUUAUCGAAGCCUUCGGGUCUGAUACCCCAGAUUAAAGGAGAA